Messenger RNA from Magallana angulata, 2436 nucleotides. RefSeq names its product heat shock factor 2-binding protein-like. Gene Ontology annotation, cellular component: cytosol. The transcript is spliced from 10 exons. The coding region runs from base 1338 to 2297 and encodes 319 amino acids. The record is from RefSeq and is a predicted model, not a curated record. Lineage: Eukaryota; Metazoa; Mollusca; Bivalvia; Ostreida; Ostreidae.
UUUCUCAACGGUGUCUUAAAGGAUGUAUCUGAAACAAAAAAACAAAAUUGAAACCACGACAUUCUGUUUGAAGAGCUCCAGACAGAAUAUGUUACUCUGCACUAAAGAACGAUAAUAAAUUAAGCAAAUAAAUCAACACUGAAGCUUACUGUUAAAUCAUCAUUGUUUGUGGGCCCCUGGGGGACCAAUGUUUGUGCCCUUGCCCACAAAUUAACUUCCCCAAGAACAUAUGUAUACAAGCAUUUGUUUGAUAUUUAUCAAAAUUAUCCGGAACUUGCGAAAAACGAAAUUACAUCCCCACAAACCAGGAAAAUUUCGGCUACCAACAAAUAUUAACCCACAUGAAUAAAAAAGAUUCCACAGUAAAUAUGUUUGGGAGUUAAUUUUGCUCAUCCCACCUCUUUCACUAGAUUGAUUGCCACAACUGGAAGUAUCAUAAGUAAUUAUGAACGUUUAUGAAUAAAAUAUGAUUGCAGGAAUUAUGUUUCCCGAUUCAUAUUGUAAAGUUAAUAGAAAUUAGUUUACGGCUUCAUCCAACAGUGACUAGCUAUACAGAGAACUGCAAUUUCAAGACUCAGAGACUUCAGAGAUAAAUUUGUGAUUUAUUAAAAUCAUUUUAUUAAUAAUAUAAUAUCUGAGAUAAGAGAUUUCCUGACUCAGUCAUACCUGACAGCUGAGAAUACCCAAGAUUUAGGAUCCUUGCAUGAAAGCAACUGAAGAUAUCAAAUACAUUGAUCAUGUUUGUUAAAAAGAUUUGACAUACUGAAAGUUUCAUUUGAAAAAUAGGGUCUGGUUUUGAGAGCCUUACCUGAGAUUCGAGAUUUUGAGAGCCUCAUGACUCAUGCUCACAAUCCAGACAGUAAACACAGACGGCUCAGUGAGAUAUGAUAAUAAUAUGUCGCACACAACAAAUUUCCUGCUAUGAACCACUACUGAACUCGAGAUUACGACAGAACUCGGGGUUCACACUCAGCAGGCCCUAGACUCACUCUCACAGACCAGAUCUCUCUGGGCUACACUGCCACUACAGGGAUACGAGACUGAGGCAUAUCUGUGUGUAUUGAUAUAAUAAUAAAAUCAAUAUCUCCAAGAAUAAUGUCCCAUACACAGUCUCCACUUGGAUCAUUCUCUCCUGUUAUAAUUGGGUUACCGAUUCCCCCUGGAUUUAUUUUAUGUGAUUGUUUCUUACAUCAGAGCUGAAUCAAUGCCAGAAUAAUUUUAUCAUCGAUGUGAAAAAGAAAAAUGAAUAUUUGCCAGAAGACGAGGAAAGGUCCAAAGAAGGAAAACGUGUUGAAGAUGCAACCAAUUCUAAAACCGAGGCAAAGAGUUCGGAAUUGAUGUCGGUGAGUCAAAGUGAUUUGUGUAGGCUUGUCGCCGACAUUAGAAAUCAGCUGAGGAAGAAUUCCCCCAAACCAAAAGUGUCCCCCAGCACCGGUCCCCAGGCACGUGUAACUGAGACCCUGAGGGAGGAAUUGAAGCAGACCAGACAACAGAUACAGAAUGACCUAGCAGAAAUCUCGUAUCUAAGGACGCGCUGUGAGACAGCUGUAACCGAGUGUCAACAGGAGAAGCAGGAGAACAUCCGGUUACGUCACGAGGUUGAGGUGCUGACUCAGCAGUUAUCCCAGCAGUCCGAGUACUGCUCCGGUCUGGGGGCCGCGUGUUGCACUCUAUUGUGGCGCGUGUCCAGGAGCGAGGACACCAUACAGUCCUUACUGAUAGGGAGUAAGGUCGAGGAGUUCCUAACGUUAGUUUCGAACACACUGAACAGUUACGUCACCACCUACAAAUCUGAUUGGCCGGGAAUGGACUCGGACGAGAGCCAGUUUGUUCACGCACUUUGUGGUGUCAUCACCAACAUUGCUGCCUCUGCGUUUGGUCGUGAUUUCCUGAUAACCAACCCCCGGGGACGUCAACUAGUGGACACCUUCAUCUACGUGCUAGAGGAGGCUCCCCACGGGAAAAGUGCACGACUCAAAAACCUAAUCCUGAUGGCACUGUAUAACCUGAGCAUUAAUCAGAAUGGAAUCAAGUACUUGUCCUCAAAGCGAGGAAUCAUAAAACUCCUAGCCUGGCUGCUGCAAGAAGAGGUAGCUACAGAGAACCAGGUGAAUAGCCUGAGAUUGGUCCAGUCCCUGAUAUCUGUAGAGGGCAACCUCAACCUCAUUCACGAACUGUUAGAAGAGCUACCUAGACAUGUCUUACAGGAGCUAGAGAAGGAUAAAAACAGAGAAAUCCGAGAAUUGGCACGAGAAAUUACUUCCGAUAUCCAAAGUCAAGUCCGACACGAGCAGUGAAUCAAAUCUUGUGAUUCAUGGUUUCUUCCCAAGAUGAUAUCUAAUUAACUAUUAAACAAUUCGUUUUUUUCUCAACGUAUUGUAAUUACAAUGUAUUCCAGCAAUAGCUUUCAAUUAAAUGUUGUUUUUGAAAAAAAUA